AUGACAAAAGCACUUUCCGCCUUCGUCCUUGCAGCGUCCGUUCUCGCAGCGCGCGCAAUCCCAACAGCCGCGCCGACCAGUCCCUGCGCGGAUGUACACAUCAUCGCGGCGCGCGCGUCGACUGAGGCUCCUGGGCCCGGGAUCAUUGGCGCGUUGGUCACGCAAGUCCAGAAUGCGAGCAAGCAGACUAUAUCCACGGACUCGGUAGUAUACCCGGCGACGCUCACUAACUACGCGAGCAGCUCUGCGCAGGGCACGCAGGCGACUAUCAGCAUGCUCACGGCGCAGGCGAAUGCUUGUCCCAGCCAGAAGAUUGUCCUCGUUGGUUACUCUCAGGGUGCACACAUUAUAGGAGACGCUGUUGCAGGAGGAGGAGGAGUUGCUGGUUUGGGGCCUGCUACACCCCCAGUGGCCGCCAGCAUCUCCGACAGAGUCGUCGCCAUGAUCCAAAUGGGAGACCCACGACACGUCCCCGGCCAGUCCUUCGACCGCGGCACCUCCCUGCGCGAUGGGCUCUUCCCGCGCCUGCCGAGUCAGCAGUACAGCGCAACGCUCCAGCCGCGUAUACUCUCAUUCUGCGACUUUAACGACCCGUUCUGCGACUCGGGUGCGGAUCUGGAGGUCCAUUUGACCUACCUCGACCGCGAUCAAAAUACAGCUGCUCAGUUCAUCCUUUCUCAAAUCGGAGGGUGA
Psilocybe cubensis is the source of this 693-nucleotide messenger RNA. RefSeq lists its product as uncharacterized. The coding region runs from base 1 to 693 and encodes 230 amino acids. NCBI's taxonomy places the organism in Eukaryota, Fungi, Basidiomycota, Agaricomycetes, Agaricales, Agrocybaceae. Gene Ontology annotation, molecular function: hydrolase activity. The transcript is spliced from 3 exons. The record is from RefSeq and is a predicted model, not a curated record.